AUGGCUUCAUUGAUUAGGGAAGAUCCUCACAUAUCUGAUACAGUUAAUAAUAUGGGCCUGUACCACGCAUUAAGGGACCGGGUGAAUAGUUUAGGAUAUUCACCGGAUGCACAACUGAUGCCCUACUUAGAGAUAACUGGAUUUGGGUCAGCAGCAUUGACCCGGACAUUCGAUUUGCAGUACAAUUUAAUAUCCGCAUUGGUCGAGCGAUGGCGCCCAGAGACUCACACUUUUCAUUUGCCGUGUGGGGAGUACACUGUCACUCUGGAGGAUGUUACAUUGCACUUUGGGCUCCCAAUUGACGGGAGUGUCGUAACGGGCGUAAGUGCGAUAGCUGAGUCGGAUGCACUUUGUUAUAGCCUACUAGGAGCCUCGCCCGGCGAUGAUGAGUCUAAUUUUUCGGAUUUGAAAUUUACAUGGUUGAAAGCCAAAUUUGAACAUUUAUCAAUUAAUGCCACUGAAGAAGAGUUGAUAUGCGCAGCUCGAGCAUACAUUAUGCAUAUUAUAGAGGGUGUGCUGAUGCCCAAUGCGAACAACAAAAGAGUUCAUCUCCAAUAUUUACCUCUAUUAGCUGAUUUGCGUAAUGUUAGCUUGUAUAGUUGGGGUUCCGCAGUUCUGGCUAUAUUGUAUCGUGAGCUUUGUCAGACGACAAAGCCUGAUACCAUAGAUAUAGGCAGAUGCCUUGUAUUGUUGCAGUCAUGGGCUCUUUAUCGGAUGUCAUUCUUGGCAUUGAUGGAGUAUUUAUCCAGGUAUCGGGAGGUCGUACACUGUCCCGAUAUAUCGUCUGAUGAUUGA
Messenger RNA from Gossypium arboreum, 795 nucleotides. RefSeq names its product protein MAINTENANCE OF MERISTEMS-like. The coding region runs from base 1 to 795 and encodes 264 amino acids. The transcript has 3 exons. NCBI's taxonomy places the organism in Eukaryota, Viridiplantae, Streptophyta, Magnoliopsida, Malvales, Malvaceae. The record is from RefSeq and is a predicted model, not a curated record. Gene Ontology annotation, biological process: meristem maintenance; meristem development.